Venustampulla echinocandica is the source of this 3192-nucleotide messenger RNA. RefSeq lists its product as uncharacterized. The coding region runs from base 1 to 3192 and encodes 1063 amino acids. The record is from RefSeq and is a predicted model, not a curated record. NCBI's taxonomy places the organism in Eukaryota, Fungi, Ascomycota, Leotiomycetes, Helotiales, Pleuroascaceae. The transcript is spliced from 3 exons.
AUGGCGCAAUCUACCCAAAAUCAGGAAUUGGAAGCCUCGAGUUCCCAACCUGUUGCAUCUUUGCUGAAGCCAAUUUCCAGCGAAAAUCAGCAGGGACGGGGAUCAAGCUCUCAACCAACUUCGGCUUCCAGCGGCGGAGCACAGUUGACCUCAACUUCAUCCGCUAACCCUCGAGUGCGACCUUACACAGAUUGGGAAUCGAUAAUUGCAAACAAAAGCCCCCAAUCGACCAACCCCUUGCUAAACCCCACUCUUCCACCUGGAGCCUUUAACCCGGUCUAUAUAGACACUCCUCCAGGAACAUCUUUCGACUUGCUUCAGAUCGGUGCUAUUGCAACCCGCUCAUCCACCACCUCGCAAAAGACUUCUGCUCAAACUGGCGCAACGAAUCAUUUGCCACCAAGCACCAUGCCAAUUGCAGCGUCCAAUUGUCAACAGGUCUCCAUGCCGCAGGGCACUCCCAAUAACCAUGAUAGUGGAAUCCCCGCCCCCUUUCUCGACCACAUGAUUACCGAGCUACCAUACCGCCCCAAUAGCCAAAUUCGAUGCGAUGGCUGGGAUGAUAUGCCUCAAACCCGUGUCGAACACUCUACUCCUUACGAUAGUGAUGCUACUCUUUCCGACAACGGUUCGAGCGCUACCGAGCUCGGCGAUAGCCUACUCGAUCCUAAUAAUAACGAAUACCAGAAUAGCUCUGCUGCCCAAGUCGGUUCUAACGAUCAACCUCAAGUAACCCCUAGCAUGCCCCAUUCUCUCCUUGAUAUGCUGGAGCCUGGCUCUACUCUGGAUCUCUUCGAUGGUGGCCUGUUCAUAAACGCCAUCACUUUAGCAGGUAUUAUGGCCCGGCGUCGGGGAGUUUCCAAUCGGAUAGAACCCUCCUCAAGUGCGACCUUCAAUACCAAUAACAACCCGCUAGGUUCAUGGUACACUUCGGAUACUAGCCACAAUAUCCUUAGGACCGCUGUGCCUUCAUCAGCCCCAGCUACCAUUAGUGAUGCUGUUGAGAUUGGCAUUGGUCACACUACGAAUCCUCAACCUACCGGUAAAUCUCUGCGUCUGCGUCUUCUGCAUCUUCUGGGCAGGACGGAUUCUGAUGGUGUGAUGGAUGUCGAUGAGUCUGGUGGGCUUGAUGAUGGGGAUCGUUCUGAUACCUUCGCGGGUUACAACACUCUUGAUUACGCUGGUAGCCCCUUUGAGUCUGGUAUUAUUCAUUCUGAGGGUUUCGGUGGUACUGGUCGCUCUGGUGCCCCUGAUGAGGUGGAUGGCGAUGAUGACUUUGGAGGCUAUUGGGGCGUUGACGACCCUAGGGCCCCUACUCAAGCUAACGGCAUUGAUGGUUUAGGGGGUGAUCAUCAUACCGGCAUCGAAAAUGGGGUGGACGGGGAUCUCAUCGACAUGAGCAGUCCUAAUGAUGGCUUCAGCGGCGAUGGUGAACCUGGUCCCACCGGUGGCAUUCAUCGCACUGUUAGUCCUGGUCGCUCUGGUGGUAUUGGUCAUACCAAUGGUCUCGGUCAUACUGGUUACCCUGCUGGGUUGGAUAGUGGUGAUCGCAGUGUCAGCAGUCGCAAUAAUGGCACCAACAACAAUAGCGAUCGUGAUAACCCUGGCGGCCUUGGUCAAUCUGGAAGCUCGGAAGGAAUAGGCGAUACGGAUGUCGAUGCGAGUAGUACCGACGAAGGUUUCAGCAAUGAUGGUGAUCAUCAUCAUUCUCCUGGCCGUGAUCCCUUUGGUGUCCUUGAUCAACCUAAUGGCGCUCAUGAAACCAAUGGCGAUGAUAGCUUUAGCGGUUAUUGGAGUCAACCCAAUGGUGUCGGCAAUGCAAAUCAGAGGGUUGGUGAUGAUGUCUCUAUGGGCGAUAACGAUAGUGUGUUAAACGAUCAUGGGGGUCUUGGUCUCGCUAGCGGUACCGAUGAGUCUGUCGACAACGGUCGUUUUGGUAGGCUUAAUCACAUCGAUGGACCCGACCCUGGUGAAUCUAGCGUCACUUAUCAUUUUGAAGGGUUUGAUGAGGUUUUCUACGAUCCAACUGCUGGCUCUGGUGGACCUCCUAGCUCUGACGGCUCUGGCGGUUCUGACGGCUCCGACGGCUCUGGUGGCUCUGAUGGUUCUGGUGGUUCUGAUGGCUCUGGUGACUCUGAUGGCUCCGAUGACUCCAAUGAUACUGCAGUCCCUGGUGAUAGAGACGGGUCAUCUGACAACGAGGACGAAGCCGAGGACGAAGAUGAAGAGAUGACCAUAGAUGAUGAGUUGGAUGCCGACCUAGAGGAUGUGUGCAAAAAGACGAUUGAGCUUGCAAAGCAAGAUCUUGCUGAGAAUUAUCCAAGGGAGGAUGACAAGCUGAGCCCUGAAGAGAUAAUUCGAAUCUACCAGCACGCUCUAGAUGUCCUCGCAUUUAGUAGAAGGGUGGCAUCCGGCAACAAGCCCAAGCGGUCAGGAUCGAAGCCGCCAGUUUCCCGCUUGCCUAAUGGCCCUCAAUUUGAAGACCUCGCUAUUAGUAUGCUAGGAUUAGCACGCAAAGUCGAAUGCACUAGCCCCUAUGAAGAUGACGAGUGCGCUUUCUGUCAUUAUGCCUGCAACUUUGGCAUUAUGAGGGAGGCGCUGCUGCUUCCCACAGAAGCAUCAUCCCGAUUUUGCGCCGACUGUCGUGCUUCGACAUCGGGUUUCAAGGAGCUCUACUCGUCGAUGGGUUAUCGCCAUGAGCUGGAUGACGAACCAAGUGUCUCCCCCCUGGAGGAGGCGAUGAAUAACCCCGAAAUCAAAGUGACUGCCAUGGCUUAUCAGCGCGCCAUUCCACUGCCUUAUAACACUACCAGCCGGUUCGAUGGCAAGAAUAUCAAGCGAUUCCGCGGUAUUCAGUUUUGCAGAGGUUGCCCCUAUCGCCAAAUCGACGUUGGAAGAGUUAAGAUUUGCGACGACUGCCUGUAUGAAAAGCUGGACAUCAUCAACCACGAACAUUACAAGUUCCAGUCAAUCAUUAAGGGUGGGAAGAAUGUCGUCGAUCCAGAGGACAUUCCAAACACUGAGCGCCUCAAGAACAAGCGUUGCAUGGCAAGUAUCACCUGGAUAAUCUCUUCUAUUACUACAAUAGAAAGCAUAUCCGUAACGAUGCUUUCCUGCUUCGGUCGGAUUGCGGUGGAUUUUAAAACGAGGGGAGAAGUUUCCGAACACUGCGCGUAUCUAGGCAUUGAGUAG